Molecule: messenger RNA, 2154 nt
Organism: Melanaphis sacchari
Lineage: Eukaryota; Metazoa; Arthropoda; Insecta; Hemiptera; Aphididae
Product: dynein intermediate chain 2, ciliary-like
Exons: 10
Coding region: 1-2154 (717 amino acids)
Biological process (GO): outer dynein arm assembly; cilium movement
Cellular component (GO): outer dynein arm
Molecular function (GO): dynein heavy chain binding; dynein light chain binding
Source: RefSeq, a predicted model, not a curated record
AUGAAAUCCUCGAAGAAAAAAACAAAAGAAACGGUGAAAGUUGUACCGUCUGAUGAUCCGGUUAAACCAGACGAUCAGUUAAUUCUAAGCCAAGAAGACUUAGACGAAGCUUAUGCUAAUGGACUUUUUGUUAAAGAACCACCCACACCUCACGCUAAAGUUAUUUAUAGCAAUAGACAAAAGAUGUUUUUACCAAAAAAAGAAAUCAAUAAUAGCAUAAAACUCUUUGAAUUGAAAACUACAUUAUUCCAUUGCGAAUCUCCAAAUGCCAUUAUGCAAAUUGAAAAUGAAUUAUGUAGAAAACCUGAAUAUAUGGGCCUAGAUGAAGUAAUAAGUGAAAAUAUGAGAGAAGAAGUAGAAGAGCAACAAUAUGUUAAUCAGUUAGGAAUGUUAGGACAAGACGUAAUUGAGGAAGAAGUACAGUCAGUUGAAGAUGUUUAUGAAGAUUAUGUGGAUGAAAACAUGGAGAUGGGAGAGGAAGGUGAAGAAGAGGGCUUAUCGAUAGAUCUCAAGAAUCAACUUGAAGAGGAAAAAGAAACACCUGUAAAAAAAAUAAUAUCUGACGAGUCCUUUUUAAGUUUGCCAGUGACAAAGUUAUGUACUGUGGUGAAACUCAAAAAUAAAUUCAACUUUUUUGAUAGAAUUUCACAAACUAAAAAAAUUCUUAUGAGGAAUAAAGAAACUCAAACCCCUAUAACUAAAAAAUUUGAGUUUGGUGCGUUUGUGUCACUAGCUAAUAUUUAUGACACUUACGAAGUUGAUUAUGCGAUACAAAUGGAAGAAAAAGAAAGAGAACUGAAAAAGAAAUUGGCCGUACAUAUGGGAAAGAAGAAAACUAAACCUCGUAAAAAAAUACACAUUGAACACGAUGACAUUAAAUAUGAAUUGUUGAAGGUUUCUAAGAUUGUUGAAAAAAUUAUCAGUUUGAAUGAUACAGAUGCCAUAGCACAAGAUUUUCGAUAUUAUGAGGAUCCAUCAGAUCAAUUUAGGGAUAGAGGAGAAGGAACCUUAAUGUUAAUGUGGACAAUGGUAUAUGAAAAAGAAAAAAAACUAAUUGUAACUGAUAUAGCCUGGAGUCCUGAUUAUUUUGACAUGUUUGGUAUAACGCUUAGCAUUCCACAGAGUGAUUUGCCAUUUACUGACAAUCCAGACAUUGGGAACGUGUGCUUGUGGGUUUUAAAGAAUUCAUCAUACCCAGAUUAUGUAGCACAUACACAAUCCGGAGCUAUGUGUUUGAGUUUUCAUCAAGAUUUUGGUAAUAUCCUUGCCGUUGGACUGCGUGACGGAAAUUUGGCCGUAUACAACGUGAGCUUACUGAAAAACGAACCAGAGUACUCGACAAAUUUAGCGGGUACCAAACUCAUGUCUAGCGUAAUGCAGGUAGUCUGGUGUAAGAAUUUACCUACUGGUGAGUUGAAUUUUUUUUCUGUAUCCGAGGAUGGUUUGGUCUGCCAAUGGAUAUUGAUGCAAAGUGAAUUGAUGAAAGUCGUUAGAAUGGCUCUGGUCAUAGAUAUGUAUCCAGAAAUUGAGCUUGGCGGUAUCAAACAAACGUACUACGCCAGGGGUACGACAAUUACAUUUAAUCCAGCAGAUCCUGAGAUAUACUUAGUUGGUACGGUUGAAGGUUAUAUAUUUAAAUGUAAUAUGGAAUGGUCUCGUCAUGUUCAGAGAUUUAAAGCUCAUCAAAUGCCGGUAAACCGAAUCGAUUUCAACAAAUUUGAUCCAAAUAUAUAUCUUACAUGUAGUGAAGAUUUUGAAGUUAAAUUGUGGGAAGACAAAUCAGAAGUUCCGAUGAUAAUCUUUGAUUUGCAAACGGGUUUGACAGAUGUACGUUGGUCUCCAUUCUCUAGUUCAGUAUUCGGUAUUACCACUGUGGACUGUCGUGUUGUUUUUUACGACUUAGAUGUAAGCACUAAAAAAUCUAUUUGUGAUCAGCUCAUUCAUCCCACAGAGAAAUAUCGACUGGUUCGAUUAGCUUUUGACAAACGAGUACCAAUGAUUGUGGUUGGAAGUUCAAGGUGUACUAUUGUUACAUAUAAAUUGUCACCAAACCUUCGUAAAAUAAUGAAAUCUCCAAAGAAAGGAGUUCAUAUUCCUACAGAAAUAUUGGAGUUGGAAAAAUUACAUGCAGUGUUGAAUUCUAUCAGAGAAUAA